CUUGGCCUCUUGCAAAAAUUCGAGAUGAGUUUGCAGGGAGAUCUGGAUUGGGAUCGAGUCAACGCAAAGUAUAACCCCCCAUAUUCUUGUCCCGACAUGUGCGAGCCUUCGUCUAACCUCAGCUGCACAGGACGGAUGGGGGUAUGCCCUUAUUUGUUUUCUCCACAUUUUCCUCGCCUGCUUUCUUUAAUCCUCAGAUGCCAAUGCCGACGCCGCCGCCGCCGCUCUCGCCUCCAGGCACCUCCGCAAGCACCGCACUAUAAGGAGGAGCCGCAGCUGUAGCCGCCUACUUCCGGUCUCAAGCUCAAGGAUCCGGCGCGGCGGCGCCAGCCUCUCCGCUCCGCUCCACAGUUACUCCUUUCUCCUGCAGAGGCAGAGGCAGCCUUGAGACAUGGCGGAUCUGCAGACCCCUCUGGUGCGGCGCAAGAGGAAGAAGGUUCUUGUGGACUACUUGGUCCAGUUCCGAUGGAUCCUUGUCAUCUUUGUGGUCCUUCCAUUCUCUGCGCUGAUCUACCUCAACAUCUAUCUGGGAGAUAUGUGGUCUGCUAUGAAGUCAGAGAAACGCCGGCAGAAGGAGCAUGAGGAAAAUGUAGACAAAGUUGUGAAGCGGCUUAAGCAGAGGAAUCCAAAGAAGGAUGGCCUUGUUUGCACCGCUAGGAAGCCGUGGAUUGCUGUUGGUAUGCGCAACGUGGACUACAAGCGCGCACGGCAUUUUGAGGUCGACCUUUCUGCGUUCCGGAACAUUCUCGAGAUUGACAAAGAGAGGAUGAUCGCCAAGGUCGAGCCUCUGGUUAACAUGGGGCAGAUAACUAGAGCCACCUGCCCGAUGAAUCUAGCCCUCGCUGUGGUUGCUGAGCUUGAUGACCUUACUGUUGGUGGUUUGAUCAACGGUUAUGGAAUUGAAGGGAGCUCUCACAUUUAUGGCCUGUUCUCUGACACGGUCGUUGCGAUGGAGGUUGUUCUUGCAGAUGGCCGAGUUGUCAGAGCCACCAAGGACAACGAGUACUCUGACCUGUUCUAUGGCAUGCCAUGGUCCCAGGGCACACUCGGGUUCCUAGUUUCUGCUGAGAUCAAACUCAUUCCCACCAAGGAAUACAUGAGGCUGACGUACACUCCUGUUAAGGGGACCUUGAAGGAAAUUGCACAGGCUUAUGCCGAUUCUUUCGCUCCAAGAGAUGGCGACCCUGCAAAGAUCCCUGACUUUGUAGAAGAGAUGGUGUACUCAUCCUCGGAGGGUGUGAUGAUGACCGGUGUGUAUGCCACGGAAGAGGAGGCGAAGAAGAAGGGCAACAAGAUCAACCGUGUCGGGUGGUGGUUUAAGCCCUGGUUCUACCAGUAUGCACAGGCAGCUCUGAAGAAGGGCGAGUUCGUGGAGUACAUUCCUACAAGGGAGUACUACCACCGGCACACCAGGUCCCUGUACUGGGAAGGGAAGCUGAUCUUGCCGUUCGGUGACCAGUUCUGGUUCAGGUUCCUGCUUGGGUGGCUGAUGCCACCAAAGGUCUCCUUGCUCAAGUUGACCCAGGGAGAAGCUAUCAGGAACUACUACCACGACAGCCAUGUGAUUCAAGAUAUGCUGGUGCCGUUGUACAAAGUAGGGGAGGCUCUCGAGUUUGUCCACCGCGAAAUGGAGGUUUAUCCCCUGUGGCUGUGCCCUCAUGGGCUGUACAAGCUUCCGGUGAAGACGAUGGUGUACCCAGAGCCUGGGUUCGAGCUCCAUCAGAGGCAAGGCGACACGAGCUACGCUCAGAUGUUCACCGACAUCGGCGUGUACUACGCCCCUGCUGCUGUCCUGAGGGGCGAGGAGUUCAACGGCGCGGAGGCUGUGCAUAGGCUGGAGCAGUGGCUGAUCGAGAACCAUAGCUACCAGCCGCAGUACGCGGUGUCGGAGCUGAGCGAGAGGGACUUUUGGAGGAUGUUCGAUGCCUCGCACUACGAGCACUGCCGCCGCAAGUACGGCGCCGUGGGGACCUUGAUGAGCGUCUACUACAAGUCGAAGAAGGGGAAGAAGACAGAGAAGGAGGUGCAGGAGGCUGAAGCUGCCAUCCUGGAGCCUGCGUAUGCUGAGGAGGCCUGAUGAUCGAUGCAUUCCAUUUCCACCUUGUUUGAUGCCUGAUCAAUUAAUUGUCUGAAAAGGAACUAGUACCAGUAGUAGUUUGGCUUGUGUGCAGUGUCCUCCUGUUGUCGUGCUCCGAUGAGAUAGGUUGGACUCCUCCGUCCUCACCUACUUAUCAGGGCUUUAUAUUUCAUUUGCCUCCUGCUUGUGAUAAUUCAGCCGAUUGUACUAGAAAUGUUUGGCAUUCUUAAUAAUAAUUGUGAGUGCCAUAGUGAUUGCAAUUGUUGGG
This is a messenger RNA of Panicum hallii, 2345 nucleotides long. RefSeq names its product delta(24)-sterol reductase-like. Gene Ontology annotation, molecular function: oxidoreductase activity, acting on the CH-CH group of donors, NAD or NADP as acceptor; FAD binding. The coding region runs from base 392 to 2077 and encodes 561 amino acids. The transcript is spliced from 3 exons. The record is from RefSeq and is a predicted model, not a curated record. Lineage: Eukaryota; Viridiplantae; Streptophyta; Magnoliopsida; Poales; Poaceae. Gene Ontology annotation, cellular component: membrane; cytoplasm. Gene Ontology annotation, biological process: steroid metabolic process.